AUGAUGGGGAAGAAAAAAGGCUUCACUGUGUCUUGGUCUAAUGAUGAUGAGUCAGAAGAUGAGACUAACAAUGAAUCUGCAAAACUUAUGGUGGAUCUUUCUGGCAUAUGGGCAGAUGAAGUGAAAGCUUAUGAUGAUAGUGUUCUCUAUGAAGACCUUGAUGUAUUCUACAAGGAUACUUAUGACAGGUGUGAAGAAAGUCUUCAAACAUUAGAAGAACACAGGAAGAUUAUAGUUGAAUUAGAGAGUGAAAAAAAGAAGCUUCUAUAUUCUGUUUCACAUCUUUAUAGUGAGGUAACUCUCUUAAAUUCCAAGCUCAAUAACAUGUCAUAUUCCUUGAAGAAAAUGAAAAGUAAGGCUAAAAUAGUGAGAGAGGAAGGAGAUACUGAAGUUGAUUAUCAAUCUAAUAACAAACAAAGAAGAGUAUAUGAAGAGGAGUCAUUUUAUCAUGAAAGCAGGCUUCUAUCUUUCAUGCAGGUUUUUUUGGCAGCUGCCUUGGUUUUCACAGCAGGCUUGGGCUUGGAAGUAGCUGGCUUUGCCGUCCUUAUGAACUUUGAACGCAAACCUUGA
Molecule: messenger RNA, 570 nt
Organism: Vicia faba (fava bean)
Lineage: Eukaryota; Viridiplantae; Streptophyta; Magnoliopsida; Fabales; Fabaceae
Source: the annotation of a GenBank genome assembly